Messenger RNA from Hansenula anomala, 958 nucleotides. RefSeq lists its product as uncharacterized. The record is from RefSeq and is a predicted model, not a curated record. The transcript has a single exon. Bases 296 to 958 code for a protein of 220 amino acids. Lineage: Eukaryota; Fungi; Ascomycota; Saccharomycetes; Phaffomycetales; Wickerhamomycetaceae.
AUUUCUUGAUCAAAGAUGAUAAACUCUUCAGCUCAUCGUACAGUUAAGGCAGGCUAUUGUACUAUAGUUGGCAACUUUGGUGAUGUUUUUUGGAUGUUUAGCUGUGCUCUAUUUACUAGUUACUGGUUAAUAAGCUAAUUUGCUUUUUGGCUGUUGUUUUUGGGCCCCUCAACCUUGCCUGAUGAAAUGAAGAGGUUCCAAAAAAAAAGGACACGACAUUAGCAAAGGCCUCUCAUGAUAGCAGUUUAGUUCACAUCAUCGAUUACUUGUCAUAUCAAUAUCAGUUAGACUAAAGAUGUCUAGAUCAAGCUACAGGUCACGCUCAUCAUCACCAGAAACCGACGCUGCCAAGGUCAAUUCAAAUUUGAAACGUUCAUAUCGAAGUUUUACAGUGACUCGAACAACGUCAAAGAAACAACACCAAAUCAGAGCUGCCAUCAAUAAAAUUGUUAAAGAGAAAACUUCAUUUGAGUGCAGAUCAUGUUUUACAAAGAGUAUUGUAAUAAAAGGACCGAAAGAUUAUAAAACAUUCGUUUAUUCUAUCAGUUGCAAAACAUGCAAGAGACAUGUCAACACUACACUAGAAAAAUUGAAAGAAAGUACAGACAUCCUCAACAUAUUUCGGAGAUCCAAUAAUUUACAAAACCUAUUGAAUUCAUCAUCAGACUCUUCAGAACCAAGUUCUCCACAGAAUUCUCGACAAAACAACCCUCAACCAUCAAGUCAAAAAAAGAUGGAAAAAUCUGCUAUUAGUGAUUUGGCAAAGGAUAAAAGUGGCUUACUGCUAAACCAAUUUGUCUCUAAUCUAAAUUUGACGCUCAAACACAUUAACAACAAUGCAUCGGAGAGCAUAAGAACUCCAAUUACUAAUAUGAUUCAACAGAAUCAAAUUGAAAUUGCAAAGGUACUAAAGGACGCAUUAAUCAACUCCUUGAAAAACAUCUCGAGCCGCCCAUAA